Messenger RNA from Physella acuta, 381 nucleotides. RefSeq lists its product as uncharacterized. Gene Ontology annotation, cellular component: membrane. NCBI's taxonomy places the organism in Eukaryota, Metazoa, Mollusca, Gastropoda, Physidae. The record is from RefSeq and is a predicted model, not a curated record. Gene Ontology annotation, molecular function: G protein-coupled peptide receptor activity.
AUGAUACCAUCAGUUACCUUCGCCACCAUCAUCGCCUGCACCACCAUCACCGGUAUACAACUCAAACACGUUGGAGCGCUAAGGAAAUCCAUCUCCACACGAAACAACAUCUCCACCAAAGAAAAGAAGCUGGUCAUCAUGCUGGUCAUCGUGUCCGUCAUCUUCAUCGCCUGUCUGAUGCCGACUGCAGCGACGCGCACGGCUGUUGGAAUCAUGCCAGAGCUGUCUGUCAAUGGGAACUAUUUCGACGUGGGUUUGUUGCUGUAUGAGUUGUCGUAUCUGACGGAAACCCUGACGUCCAGCGUCAACCUGCUGGUGUACUACAGCAUGAGCAGUAGAUACAAGUACACCAUCAGAUCCAUGUUUAAGUUAAAGCUUUAA